AUGGCUCCGGCUGGCCUCCUGGUCUUGCUGCUGCUUAUGCUGGGGUCCUACUGGAGCUCUUUUGCUAAAAAGAAAAACUUGCAAUCAGUGUGUGGACGCCCUGUGUACUCUGGACGCAUUGUGGGUGGCCAAGAUGCUGCUUCGGGGCGCUGGCCUUGGCAGGUCAGCCUGCGGUUUGAGCAGACCCACACUUGUGGAGGUUCCCUCAUCAGUGAGCACUGGGUACUGACGGCAGCACACUGCAUAGAAAGGACCUGGUAUGCUUAUUUAUAUAGUGUGUGGCUUGGAUCCACUGAUGUACACGACUCGGACACAGGCAAAGAAUACUAUGUGUCCAGAAUCGCCGUCUACCCCAAACGCCACGGUUUAAGUGCAGACAUCGCCCUGCUGAGAUUGUCUUCCGCGGUCACCUUCACAUCUCUCAUUAUGCCCAUCUGCCUGCCCAUUACCUCAAAGCAGCUUACAGUUCCGCCUUCUUGCUGGGUGACUGGAUGGGGGCAGACUAAGGAAGAUCUCUCUGUAAGCAAGUACAGUUGGAAGAUGGGUGAUUCUUGA
Messenger RNA from Acomys russatus (golden spiny mouse), 555 nucleotides. It is a transcript of the gene Prss48, whose product is annotated as serine protease 48. NCBI's taxonomy places the organism in Eukaryota, Metazoa, Chordata, Mammalia, Rodentia, Muridae. The transcript has 5 exons. Bases 1 to 555 code for a protein of 184 amino acids. Gene Ontology annotation, biological process: proteolysis. Gene Ontology annotation, molecular function: serine-type endopeptidase activity. The record is from RefSeq and is a predicted model, not a curated record.